AUGAUACUUGAAGGACUCCGAACCUGCCACGCCUCCGGAGUAGAGCAGGAGUGCCGCAGUUCCGCGUCGACCACAAUGUCAAGCUUUCAUGCUCUCCCCUCGUUUUCACCGCCCUCCCCUCAUUUUCACCCCCCUUUCCUCAUCGUUUCCGCUCUCCCCUCAUCUUUUCCGCUCUCCCCCUGCUCUCCCCUUUGCUCUCCCGCUCUCCCAUCUUACCCUCUCCCCCCAUCUUCCCCUCUCUUCCCCCAUCUUCCCCUCUCUCCCCCCAUCUCCCCGUCUCUCUUCCCAUCUUACCCUCUCCCCCCAUCUUCCCCUCUCUUCCCCCAUCUUCCCCUCUCUCCCCCCAUCUCCCCGUCUCUCUUCCCAUCUUACCCUCUCGCUUCCCAAGGGGGUGAAUCCCCUUGGGUGGUUGAUUUUAUGAUAAGGGUGCUGAUUCUCCGUGAGUGA
Molecule: messenger RNA, 447 nt
Organism: Closterium sp. NIES-65
Lineage: Eukaryota; Viridiplantae; Streptophyta; Zygnematophyceae; Desmidiales; Closteriaceae
Source: the annotation of a GenBank genome assembly